AUGGCUUUCUCAUGGUUGAAAUGUUGUCGACGAGGAGAGAAUGACGAUGAGGAAACGCUCAUUCAACAAAACACUCAAUCCCCAGACGAUCUCCCUGAGAAACGAGCUACUUUAUGGCAAUUUUUUCGUUUUGCUUCAUGUUUCGAUUAUUUUCUGAUGUUUUUUGGAAUGCUAGCCGCAUUGAUCUCCGGACUGGUUUAUCCGUUAAUGUCCACGAUUUUGGCACGGGUCUCUCAAGCGUUCAUCACCUACGACUCCCAAAGAAAAAGCGGUACAAUCACCCCCGAGGAUCUCGCAAAAGCAAAAGAGCUUCUCAACACUGAAAUUAUCGCUUGUUGUUGGAAUUUUCUCUACUUUGGAAUCGUGUAUUGCAUUCUCUCAUUUAUACAGACAAGCGGUUGCAUGUACGCUUGUGAGACAAUUUGUCAGCGGAUACGGAAGAAAUUUUUCUUGUCCAUUUUAAAUCACAAAAUCGAAUGGUUCGACAAGAAUUCUUCGGGAUCGUUGUGCUCGAAUAUGUUUGAUUCCCUAGAACGACUCAAAGAAGGUUUUGGUGAUAAACUCGGUGACGGGCUGCACAAUUUUGGUGUGUUCGCCUCGGGAAUGUUUAUAGGGUUCUACUACGAUUGGCGAAUAGCUGGCAUCAUGACGGUCACAUCACCGUUUAUCGUCAUCUCGGGGAUCGUUGUUAAUAAAAUGAUCGGUGACACGGCCGUUGAUUCAGCAAAACGCUACGCAAAGGCGGGAAAAGUAGCUGAAGAGGCUUUAAGCUCAGUUCGAACUGUUUUAUCCUUCAAUGGUCAGGAGCACGAGUGCAAAAAAUACGAGACGGCGUUGAAAGAAGGCAGUCGGCAGGAGAUUCGAAAAUCGAUAUUUCUCGGCUUUGGCACGACACUCACCUAUUGCGCUUUCGAUAUGAUGUGGUGUGUGGCGUUUUGGGUGGGCACAGAUUAUGUGUACUGGGGAUUAACAUCGGCUCAAACGAUGAUUACGGUAAUCAUGGCAAUCAAAUACGGUUCUUUCGCUUUUGGGUACGCCCUCCCCGAUGUGGCGGCGGUGUCAAGCGCGCUCGGGCAAGGCGGUCGAAUUAUGGAGAUUAUCGAUACGGUUGAACCUGAAGACGAUGAAACCGCUCAAAAACCGUAUGUCGAGGGGAAAAUUCGGGUUGAAAACGUUUACUUCAACUACCCUAGUCGGCCAGAUGUCCCGAUUUUGAAAGGUCUUUCUUUCGAGUGUCAACCUGGGGAAACGGUUGCUUUGGUUGGUGCGUCUGGGUCAGGAAAAUCGACGAUCGUCAAUCUUUUGCUCAGAUUCUACGAUCUCGAAGCUGGAUCGAUUUUACUCGAUGACAUACCACUUGAAGACUUCAAUGUAAACCAUUUGAGGAAAAUCGUCGGUGUCGUCAGUCAAGAGCCGGUUCUUUUCAAUAGCACAAUAGUUGAGAAUCUUCGCUUUGGAAACGCUAAUGCAAGCGACCGAGAAGUGCACGUGGCUCUGAAGAAAGCAAAUGCUUUGAGUUUCAUCGCUGAAUUUCCCGACGGUCUGAACACUCUUGUUGGUGAUCGUGGCACUCAAAUGUCUGGUGGACAAAAGCAGCGAAUCGCCAUUGCGAGAGCUCUUCUCAGAGAUCCGCGAAUUCUUCUUUUGGAUGAAGCAACUUCGGCAUUAGAUGCAGAAAGUGAAGGAGUUGUGCAACAAGCAUUAGAGAAUGCAAGUCGUGGCCGAACAACGAUUGUGAUCGCUCAUCGACUUUCGACUAUCAAAAAUGCUGAUAAAAUCAUUGUGAUAAGCAAUGGGGAAGUUGUUGAAACCGGGAAACAUGCCGAACUUCUACAAAAACGAGGACACUACUUUGAUCUAGUGAAUGCUCAAGUCUUUGCUGAUGUUGAGACACAUAAAGAGGAACCAGCUUAUUUGCGACAGAGAAGUCACCGCACAACAUCAAGUGAUUCGAUUGAAGAAAUCGAUUUGCACCAAAAAUUGGAACAGGAGGAGGACGAGGAAUCGGAAAUGGAAAGACUGAAGAGAGAGAUUCAAGAAGAAGGAAUCCCCACAGUGGGACUCCACAAAAUUCUCAGUUAUGUGGGACCUGAAUGGAAAUUUUUGGUGCUGGCGCUGGUUCUCUGCAUGAUUGAGGGAAUCGCUUAUCCGAUCUAUGGACUCUUCUACACAAAGGCUUUUGAGAUCUUCUCCGAGAACGAUCGUGAAAAGAUGCGACACUCUGGCCACAUAGCCGCUUUGUGCUUCUUGCUGAUGAUGAUCAUCGAUUUGACGAUUCCGUCUGGAUGUUCGAUCUACUUCGGCAAGGCUGCGUGCGGGGUGACCGAGAGGCUCAGACUGAAUACAUUUCGCAACGUGCUCAGCCAGGAUGGGGCCUACUUUGACUCGUCGAAGCACUCGCCCGGGAAAGUGGCUACACGUUUAGCCACAGAUGCGCCAAAUAUUCGACAAGCCAUUGACGCCAAGCUCGGCUACGUUCUUCGUGGUUUUGUCGCACUUGGAGCUGCGUUGGCGGCUUCGAUCUAUUUCUCCUGGCAAAUGACAAUUCUAAUGUUGAUUGUGGUGCCAAUCUUGACCGGUAUCAAUUUCAUCUGGGAGCGAGUCUUUGACAAUGUUUCGAUCGAGGAUUUGAGACUGAUGGAAGCGAGUGGAAAAGUAGCAAUCGAGUCCGUUGAGUGCAUUCGAACCGUGCAUGCCUUGUCUCUGCAAAAUGUGAUGCACGAAAAGUACUGUGGUUUAAUCGAGCGCCCAUUCAAAACGAACAAGAAAAAGGCGAUAGCUCAGGGUAUGAUAGCUGGGAUCAUAAAUUGCCUGCAACCGAUGAUGGACGCUUUGGAGUUUCGUUUCUCUUCCUGGAUGAUCACGAAAGAUUAUGUCAAGAAUCCAUUUGAUGCUUGGAGGGCUCAAUUUUGCCUCGAAUUUUCGUCAGAAGCCGUCGCUCAAGCAGCCACCUAUUUCCCCGAAUACAAGAAAGCAAAAUAUUCAGCCGGGUUACUGUUCAAGAUGAUGAAUGAGAAAGCAAAAAUUGACAGUUUUGAGAAAAGGGGACUCCAGGUGGCCAAUGGAAAAAUCGAGUUCAACAACGUUCGUUUCACCUAUCCGGAGAGACAAGAACAAGAGGUAUUAAAAGGAGUGAGCUUUUCGAUUGAACCGGGCCAAACGGUGGCCGUUGUUGGCCCAUCGGGUUGCGGGAAGAGUACGCUUGUGAGUCUCCUCCAGAGAUUCUACGAUGUCACGGAUGGAGCUGUGAAAAUCGAUGGCAAAGAUUUACGAUUCAUGGGAGCCGCCGAUGUGCGAGCUCAAGUUUCUGUCGUUGCACAAGAGCCAAUUCUUUUCGAUGACACAAUAAAAAACAAUGUCAUUUACGGAUUGGACUCAUCAUUGACCUCUGAAGAAGCAAUUUUCGAUGCAGCUGGGAAAGCGAACAUCCAUCAGUUCAUCACCUCGCUUCCUUUAGGAUAUCAGACAACAGUUGGAGAGAAGGGAACUCAGUUAUCUGGAGGCCAAAAACAACGAGUGGCCAUCGCUAGGGCUUUGGUGAGAAAUCCGAAGAUUUUGAUUCUUGAUGAGGCGACGAGUGCUUUGGAUACAGAAAGUGAAAAGAUUGUUCAAGAGGCGCUUGACGCCGCAUCGGAGGGUCGAACUUGUCUAGUGAUUGCCCACCGUUUGAGUACAAUUCGAAAUGCCCAUCGAAUUGUUGUGAUGAAAGGAGGGGAAAUUGUGGAACAAGGUAAUCACCAAGAAUUGUUAUCGAUAAAAGGAGCUUAUUACAAUAUGAUCGAUAUUCCCGUUGAUGCUGCCGCCGAAUUUGCUGCUGUGGCGAACACGGGCGCUGUUUACCUUGGCGUUCUGAAAUGUCAACUUAUUCAAAAUGUCUUGGAUGUUAUUAUUAAGAAUACCAGCAUGAAAAUCGAUCUU
Molecule: messenger RNA, 3918 nt
Organism: Mesorhabditis belari
Lineage: Eukaryota; Metazoa; Nematoda; Chromadorea; Rhabditida; Rhabditidae
Source: the annotation of a GenBank genome assembly